Molecule: messenger RNA, 927 nt
Organism: Helianthus annuus (common sunflower)
Lineage: Eukaryota; Viridiplantae; Streptophyta; Magnoliopsida; Asterales; Asteraceae
Product: transcription repressor OFP11
Exons: 1
Coding region: 65-661 (198 amino acids)
Biological process (GO): negative regulation of DNA-templated transcription
Source: RefSeq, a predicted model, not a curated record
CCCCCCCCCCCCAACAACCAAACUCCGGUCACCGGAAUAUCCACCAGUCCACCACCACCACAAAAUGCCGACCACCUUCGAACGCAACCUUAACCUCUGCUUCACCAAACUCAAACGCCAUCAAUCCCCACCACCUCCUCCCACCCACCACCGUCACCACCACCGCCGCCGCCACUCCGACCCCACGGUCAUCAAAACCUUCAACACCCUUUACGAUGCUUCCGAUUCCGACCACUCUCCGACCACCACUGAGUUCCCCACCGUCAUUGCCUCCGACCGGUUCUUCUUCUCCUCACCCGGCCGGUCGAAUUCGAUCAUCGAAUCGUCAUCUCAUUCAACAUCUUCCAUUGCUUCGACGUCGUUCUCGCCGGCGGAAUAUUCCGGCGGAGAUGGGUUUGAGAGCGUGGGUGGCGGCGUGGCGAUCCCGACGAUCUCGCCGGACCCGUACUUUGAUUUUAGAAAAUCUAUGCAGGAAAUGGUGGAGGCACGUGACCUCAUCGAUGUUCGUGCCAACUGGGAUUAUUUGCACGAGCUGCUCACGUGCUACCUUGAGUUGAACCCCAAAAGUGCUCAUAAGUUUAUUGUUGGAGCUUUUGCGGAUCUAUUGGUUACUCUCAUGACAGCGGAGACGGGUGGUGGUGGGGAUGGCCGGAAUAUGUGAGGAUGGUGGUUGGUUUUGUUUGUCUCAAUGUUUUGAAACCGGUUCACACUGGCAGGUUGAACUGUCCGGUACACCUGGUUGAACCGUUGUCCGAUACACCUGGUUAAACUAUUUCAAAGUCAUAUCUGGUAUUGGAAAACCGGAUUUUAAAACAUUGAUUUGUUUAUUUAUCUUUGUUUGACGGUGGUGGUGGGGUGGGGUGUGAUUAAUUGAUGUAGCAUUUUUUGUAGUUUUGUUAAGUAUAAUUAAAAUUUUAUAUUAUAUUC